This is a messenger RNA of Myxocyprinus asiaticus (Chinese sucker), 2726 nucleotides long. RefSeq names its product tyrosine-protein kinase SRK2-like. Gene Ontology annotation, molecular function: ATP binding; signaling receptor binding; non-membrane spanning protein tyrosine kinase activity. NCBI's taxonomy places the organism in Eukaryota, Metazoa, Chordata, Actinopteri, Cypriniformes, Catostomidae. The record is from RefSeq and is a predicted model, not a curated record. The transcript is spliced from 9 exons. Gene Ontology annotation, cellular component: extrinsic component of cytoplasmic side of plasma membrane. Bases 1 to 1422 code for a protein of 473 amino acids. Gene Ontology annotation, biological process: protein phosphorylation; cell surface receptor protein tyrosine kinase signaling pathway; cell differentiation.
AUGGGGAAUUCUUUGUGUACCUGUAAAUGUUGCUGCCCGUGCUGUCCAAAAGAGCCGUCUCUGAACUACAAAAGUGGCUUCCACAAAUCAAUCUACAACUACGUCUCUCGCACGCCACAGGACCUUAAUCUGAAGAAAGGAGAUUUUCUGGAGGUACUAGUAGAGACUGAUCAUUGGUUAUAUGUCAGGAGACACCCAGCAAAAGGUGAAAGAUCCAAAACCUUAGCUGAAGAACAGGGCUAUGUGCCUAAAGACUUCGUCAAACCUUGGGAUAGCGUAGAGGCCGAGUUAUGGUAUUUUGAGAAUGUUAAAACCCGUAUUGAAGCCAAGCGAUGUCUGCUGAGACCAGAGAAUAAUGAGGGUGCGUUCCUCAUAUGGAAGAGUGAAGAAAAUAACCACUAUUACCUAUCAGUGAGAAAUGGCCCUCAUGUGAGACAUUACAGGAUUAAGCAGGCAGAAUUGGAGAAGCAGUUUUUCCUUGUUCAUCAAACAACCUUCAAAACCUUGUCUGAGUUGGUACAAUUUUAUUCUGAAAAUGAGGGCCAACUCUGUGCGAAGCUAAAUGAUCCAUGUGUGAAGCUGGACCAGCCAGCUCCCCCCCUGUCAUUUUAUGCAAAAUGGGAGAUAGAGAGAAGUUUACUGACCAAAAUCAAGAAACUAGGCAGCGGAGAGUUUGCAGAAGUGUGGCAAGGGCGUUGGAACAACACAACAGAUGUGGCUAUCAAAGAGUUUAAAGUCAGCAGUCCAAACAUCAAAACAGAGAUUGAAAUUAUGAAGGAACUGUGUCACAAGCGCUUGUUGAAGCUCUACGGUGUCUGUACCAUUGACAAACCCAUCUGGAUAAUCACAGAGCUCAUGAAAAAUGGCAGUUUAAAGAAAUUUCUCAUCAGCCACAAAGAGCAACAAGAUCUAGAGUUUCCGCUUCUGAUGGAUUUUGCUGUCCAGAUUACAGAAGGAAUGAUUUACCUUGAGAAUAAAAUAGUUCAUAGAGAUCUGAGAGCUGAUAACAUUCUGCUCACCGACAUGCAGUCCUGCAAAAUAGCCGAUUUUGGACUCGCUGAACUCAGUCUCACUGGAAACCAAAGAAGUUCAUCAGAUAUGAAGGUUCCUGUGAAAUGGAUGGCUCCUGAGAUAUUUGAGAACAAGUGCUACACAAGCAAGAGUGACGUCUGGUCUUUCGGGAUCCUCUUAACUGAAAUCGUCACGUAUGGAGAUGACCCAUACCCUGGUCAAGACAAAAUUACGUGCAUUCGAGCUGUUCAGCGAGGACAGCGGAUGGAACGGCCGCCCGGUUGCCCUGAAGCACUCUAUGACAUAAUGCUGCUAUGCUGGAGGUCAAAACCAGAGGAGAGACCAACAUUUACUGAACUAAAGGAGAAGCUGAUGGCUCUCAUCCAGGAGCCGGUUUCUGAACUGGAGUAGAUACUGUAAAAAUGAGACACUUUUGAGCUUGUAUGUAACAUGUAUACAUUCACUACAAAAAUAGUUUACACAAAGAGGUCAUAGUAUACUGUAUAGCAAAUAUCUACUGAAAUAAAUACAUUAUAAAUGGGCGAAUCUCAUGAAAAAUGAAUGAAUGAAAAAAAUUAGAAAUUCUAUUUCGAAUAAAGGAACAUUACGAUGUUUUGCAUUAUCCUCGUGACAAUUGUUGGGCCUCAUGUAUUCAGAUAGAAGACAAAGGCAGGCCUAACACAAGUCGUAAAACCUAACUCAGCCCCCACAUUCCAAGUCGUAAAUCUUACUGAUAAAAAUCGCGCCAAAAUCAAACAAAGGGAGUCCAAAAAAGACUACAAAUCCCAUGAAGCCUUGCUCACUAAAGGAUCGAACUCUCAACUCCUAUUGGAUGAGGCACAUAACAGAACGUCCCUCAAACAUGACAUCAUCAGGAGUUGAAAUACCUCUGAAAUGCUUUCGGGAUUUGCUUCCAGCGACUUUUCUUGCAGUGUGUGGACGCAGCUCAUCGCUGCUCUCAGGUGCAACAUCGUGGCACAAGGAAGUAAUGUCCGACUUGAAACUGUAGCCAUACAAUCUCCAUCUCGCUGGACGAGUUCAACCGAACACUCUAACGAAUCCGAAGGAGACCGCCGAGCAAUUCGCAUCUUCAUCCGUUUGCCUACAGAAGUGAAGAGAUUUCUCUUCCAUCUUCAAUCAAGUCGACAUUUCUGAGUUCUCCGCCAGCCCGCCGAGAAUCAACAGCCGUACCGCCUGCCGACAGAGUGAGGAAACGGCCUCCCGUCAUCACCCGAGCCUCAAGGAACCGGGUCAGAGUUAAAGGACGGAGGAAAACACAUUCUAUGUGUCCUCAUGUGAUUCAAGUAAGAGGUUUACGUCUGGGCAGAGAUAGAUAUUAUAGUGUGUUAUUCUUAUAGUAUGUCCGCUCAUUAUUAAUACUCAGGGUAUUAAUUAUCACAAAUUUGUUUUGCUGUAUUGUGGUCCAACCAAAUUGGAUUAUUGUGCAAUUUCGUCAUCGCGGGUGAGACAGCAACUGAGUUCAUCCAUUAAAGAGUCAAAUAACGCAGGACUUUUACGAGCCGUCCACCGCGUCUCUGAGCGAUGAACUAACAGCUGUUUUCUCUCCCACGAUCGCGAAAUCAGCUUUAGGGCCGUCACUUUAUUCUCUCUCUCGUACUAACCACACACACACACACACACCCUAUGUGUUAUAGGAUUAUUUUAUUUCCAUAUCUAAUCAUAUCACUGUUUAGUUUGUAGUUGUAAGUCGGAAG